This is a messenger RNA of Brettanomyces bruxellensis, 756 nucleotides long. RefSeq lists its product as uncharacterized. NCBI's taxonomy places the organism in Eukaryota, Fungi, Ascomycota, Pichiomycetes, Pichiales, Pichiaceae. The record is from RefSeq and is a predicted model, not a curated record. The transcript has a single exon. Bases 1 to 756 code for a protein of 251 amino acids. Gene Ontology annotation, cellular component: endoplasmic reticulum membrane. Gene Ontology annotation, biological process: ceramide biosynthetic process; ceramide catabolic process.
AUGGUGAACUCCCUAACAAACCUUAUUUUCGUCAUAUUAGCAUUACAGCACUUAUACUCGGCCAUUAAAAAUAAUCAUGGAUGGCUUUAUGUAUUUACAUCCAUUGGGUUCGGCUUCGUCGGAUUUGGCUCUUUUCUCUUUCAUAUGAGUCUCAGGUAUGAAUAUCAAAUGAUGGAUGAGCUUCCAAUGGUUUAUGCCACUGCUAUUCUGUUUGGUUACUUCCUGGGUUUCGAUUAUAGCCCAUUUUAUAGAAAGCUAUGUGCGUGGGGUACGGCUAUUUCCACACUCGUCUUCACUUAUAUCUACAUUUUCAUCUGGAGAAACCCUGUUUUCCAUCAAAUUUUCUACGCAUUUCUAAAUUUUGGUCUUAUAUUUAGGUCAUUAUCAGCAGUACGCCGUUUCAUCACGGAUGAUCGCACCAGAAAGCUCGAGUACAAGAUGUUGACACUCGCUUUUGGGCUAUUCCUAUUUGGCUUUAUCAUUUGGAAUAUAGACAAUGUCUACUGCUCCUCGAUUACCUACUUCAGGAGGCAUUUCUUGGGGCUUCCUUUCGGAUUCUUAACCGAGGGUCAUGGUUGGUGGCAUAUAUUCACAGGAAUGGGUAUUUAUUACUUUAUUCUUUACAACGAGAUCGUCUCCAAAUGGAUUAUAGGGGAGCAAAGAAAGUACACUCUUGUCUGGUUCGGUCCAUUAGCUGAAUUCCAAUUGAAGCCAAUCACUGAAAAGAAGAGGAAUGAGGUCUAUUCUUCUUAUUAG